Saprolegnia parasitica CBS 223.65 is the source of this 1213-nucleotide messenger RNA. RefSeq lists its product as hypothetical. NCBI's taxonomy places the organism in Eukaryota, Oomycota, Saprolegniomycetes, Saprolegniales, Saprolegniaceae. Bases 31 to 1140 code for a protein of 369 amino acids. The transcript has 8 exons. The record is from RefSeq and is a predicted model, not a curated record.
GACGCGCUAUUGAUAGCGCCCGUUGCAGCCAUGUACAACUGGGCCGACCCGCGCCGGAACUCGUCGAUCUCGGUCAAGAUGAUGGAGAAGGCUGAGGCGGCGCGGAAGCAGCGCCUCACCAAGGUCCGGCCCACGGUCUCCAACCACCUGCAUCCGGCGGUCGAGAAGAAGCUGCCGAAGAAACAUGAAAAGCUGACGGCCGCCGAGCUCUACAUGGGCACGCUCGGCGACUCCAACCAGGAGGAGAGCCCCUUCUCAGUGCACAACGUCGUGGCCACCGAGAGCUCGUUCCAUCCCGAGUCGACGAUUGAAGCCUUCCAAGGCCUCAAGAAGGCCAAGCCGCACGGCGACGAAGACCCGGCGUGGAGCGAUCUCAAGCCCCAAAGCCGGUUGACCAAGUCCCGCGUCAAGAGCGAAGACAAGCUGCCGUCGUUGCAAAAAGCCUCGCAUCCUCACGCGAGCAAAGCCCGGACGUUGGCGACGACGCGGAGCGACCCCGAGAUCUCCAACAGCCGCCGGCCGAACCAAGAACCGUCCCUUGAUGCCUUGGAUAUGUACGACGACGGGGAUGACGAGCUUGAUGACGACGACGACGCGACCGAAGAGCACCCGUGCACGGAGGCCGCUGCGGUCGUCGCCGGUCCCGUGCCCAAGCUCGACUUGAAGCCACUCUCACGCAGGUCGGAGCGCAAGGACGACGCCAAGCCCAAACUGGACAAGAAACUCAAAGCCAAAAAGGAGGGAGGAGCGAGUCUGAAGGCCCGCGGCACAUCCCUCGCCCAGCUCAAGGACGAGCACCGUGCGGCACUCGAGCUGCUCAAGGAACUCGGCGGCGCGUACCCGUCGGACGAGAAGGACCCACCGCUCUCGUCGCGCUUUGGAGCAAAACUGCGCUCGACCGUGCACAGCAGCCGCGAUGUCGAGACACACGAGACUGUCAAGGACGUCCCAUCCUCAUCCUCGUCCGCGCCAAGCACCAGUCGGUGGACCGACGACGCGAAGGGCGACGGUCGUCACCACUACACGAACGAAGCGGAGGAUGAGGAGGAAGUGCCGGAAACAUGUGGCGGCGAUGACGCGCCGACACCUGAGAAAGGGUCCGAGUUUUCGUACGGCAGUGAAGAGUUCGAGACCGACUAACGCCCUUUCAAUCCAUACGAGUAUGCAUCUGCGCUUUCUUAAUCCGCAAUCGCAGCCUUGAGCAGCUUGCGAC